Molecule: messenger RNA, 720 nt
Organism: Cryphonectria parasitica EP155
Lineage: Eukaryota; Fungi; Ascomycota; Sordariomycetes; Diaporthales; Cryphonectriaceae
Exons: 1
Source: RefSeq, a predicted model, not a curated record
GAUGUUGAUCCUAUGGAUUUCGAUCUCAUUAAUUGCGAAACUCGACGACCUAAGGUCCGCUUGCGCCGAUAUGAUGCUAAAUCGCGGAUACUCUUUAUCACGAUCCCAUCCAGACUACACGAAGCUAUGCAUAGCCAUAUAUACCAGAAAAUCUCUUUUCAGAUUUUCGGCAGAGGCCUGGAGGACAGAUGGAGUACUAUGGCGGCCACUACAUGUUACACAAAACCAAAUUCUGGGGCUGGUGAUGGAAGCGGAGAGGGCGAUUCUUCAGGAGGCCCAUCUCCAGAGCGCGAUGGACCAAAUGCCUGGCCAACACUCGUUAUCGAGGCUGGAUAUUCCGAAUCCCAGCAAUACUUACGCCAAGAUAUGAGAUGGUGGCUCGCUGCAUCGGACCAUGAUGUGAAAAUUGUGCUUCUGAUCAAAUGGGACCGAAGACGAUCGGAAAUCAGUAUUGAGAGAUGGGAAGAGGAUAUACCAGUCCAACGACCUGGAGCAACAAAUACCCGAUCCACAGGAAUACUAGCACUAGUGCUGCGGCAGAUUAUCACCAUCACCAAGAAUCCGACAGUCCCACCAACAUUCAGCAUCGUUAGUAGCGCGCUGGUGUUGCCCUUUAGACUUCUUUUCUUACGAAAUCCAGGCCCUGGAGAGAGUGAUUUUGUUCUCAGUGUCCAAGAGCUGGAGGGGUAUGCAAGAGCAGUAUGGAGGUCUAUGGGCUGA